Molecule: messenger RNA, 4166 nt
Organism: Papaver somniferum (opium poppy)
Lineage: Eukaryota; Viridiplantae; Streptophyta; Magnoliopsida; Ranunculales; Papaveraceae
Exons: 2
Coding region: 2190-2888 (232 amino acids)
Source: RefSeq, a predicted model, not a curated record
UUAUCUUUACUUCACUUUCUCCACCUGAAAUCAAGAGAGGAGAGUCGGCCAUUGUUGUAAGAGAGAACUGAUGAAGCUAUUAUAGAAGAACAGAGAGAGAUGGAGAUUCGAAGAUUUCACUACUGCUGUUAAAGAUCUGAUGUAGUAGAAAUUAAGACAGAAACUAGGGUUGUGUGUGUUGAAGCUGCUCUUGAGAUUGAAAAUGGAAGAAUUCGAAGCUGAACUGAGAUGUAAUUGAAACCAGUAAGGGUUUGUUUAAGUGUUUUACAGGAAUCGAGAUGAAGAAGACACAAAUCAAUUGGUGGUCUGAGAUUGGUGAUUUUAGGGAUUUAAGACUCAUUAUCAAAGGCAAGAAAGGGGAUCUAAUGUUGCAGAAAGAGUAGAUUUCUCUACUAGUUCAAAAUGAAGCUGGAUGGGUUAAUUUGGUAGAGAACAUGGGUUUGCCGGAUUAUUGAUUUUUAUGGUGGAAUCUGGUGGUUGAUGUUGCAGUUAAGAAGAUUAUGGUGAUGGAUUAAAAAUGGGUUUGCUUCAGAUUCAAUGAAGAAGGUUAUGAAGAUGAUGAGAUGAUACUGUUAUUGGCUUGAGGAACUGAGCAGCAUGUACAAAUGGAUAUGGCAGUGAGUUAAAUGGGUUUUCUGUGAAGAUUCAAGCCAAAGAAAAGUUAACUGAUGAUUUGGAAUGAAGUUGUUCUUGAAUUGAGAUGAAUGAAACAGGAAGCAAAUGAUGGCUGCAGUUUUGAUGUGCUGGUCAGAAUUGAGCUUGUAGGUUUGAGCUGUGCUGGUGAAGCUGAGAUGCAGUGGAAGAAUGUUGUGUGUGUUGCAUUCAGGCUACAAUGAAGAUGGAUCUGGUGAUGUUAGUAACAAUUUGCAACAGGGACUUGAUGGAAGAGAAUGGGAUAGCUGUUAUGGUUAAUAGCUGCAAUUAUCAAGGUAAAUGUGUUGCAGGUGAUAGAGCUGAAAUGGCAGAAGUUCAAGUUACAAGACAAGUAGAUGUAUGCCUAGGUUGUGUGUUGUGAAUUGCAGGAACACAUGGAGGCAGUGAUGUCAAUUGCAGUUGCAGGGUUGAAUGGUGCUGGCGACAAGAGAUGGAUGUUAUGGCCUGAGAUGCAGUUGAACUGAAACAGGGAAUGUGCUAGUAUUUUGUUGGCUGAAACAAGGAAGUGAUGAUUUGAUGCUGCUGCUAAUGGGGAAGUGUUGAGUUGCAGGUCAAGAACUACAGAAUAUUGUGAAGCUUCAGAAGUUGAUAGUGUUGGUGGUAUUGAGAGUGUCUGGUGGUUUUAAGGAAUGGGUACUGAUGGUUGGUGUUUUGGGAGAAGGUUUGAUUUUAUAGGAGCCGAGAAACAGAAAAGAAUGUUGUUUGCUAAGACGAGAACUUGAGCUAUUUGAGUUGAUGAUGGGGAGAGCUAGCUGAUGUAGACUGGAAUCAAGUGUGAACUGACAUUGCAGUUACAGAUGAUGCAAUACAAGAGAAAGAUGGCAGUGUUGUUUGUGGUACUAGUUUGUGAAGUUGCAGGUGCCGAUUUGGUUAGUUUGACCGGUGAUCGGAUGGACUAUGCCGGUCACCUGAGGUUGACUUUCUCGGCCAAGUUCCGGUCAUUUUCUGGGACUUCCGUCGGUACUUUUUGAACAGAAUGUUUAUAUGGGUAUUUCACACAUGAGCUUGGUGGACUACUUGGACUUUGGGCUUUUGUGACUUAACCUAGUUUGAAAAGGAGAAAGGCUACAAAAGGGAAAGUCUUCUACUUCUUGGUUUAUCACGUAUUCUACUUGGAGCUUUUUGGAGAUAGCCGCAACUAGGGUACUAUUUCUUUGGUGAAUGCGUGGAGAGGGCAGACCAAGUCCAAUGGGUAUAUGUCUUCGUUCGGGCACUUUGCUAAAAGGCUUGAUUCGAGCAGUGAAUAAUCCACUUCCUCCUAGUUCUACACCAAGUGAAUUUUCGGACUCGGACAAAGAGGAAGACAACACAAUGGGAGGUCGACCACCUGCUCCAAGAACACUCAAGGAGCUCACUUCUCCAAACAUUGACCAACAGCCUUUAUGUAUUCAGAUGAAUGGAACCACUGAGUUGAAGCCGCAAUUGAUUCACUUUCUGCCCAAAUUCAUAGGUUUAUCGGAAGAGGAUCCUAAUUGUCACUUACAACAAUUCAUCAUGUUGUGACUAGUUUGAAGCAAGCAACUGCAGAUGCCGAUAUGGCUAUGAUGACAGCUUUUCCUUUCUCCCUUAUAGAUGCUGCAGGAGAGUGGUUCUUUUGCUUACCCUCUGGAAGUAUAACCACAUGGAAUGGAAUGAAAAAGUUGUUCCUUGAGAAGUAUUUUCCGGCAUCAAAAGCAACUGUGAUUCGCAAGGAUAUUUGUGGUAUUAGACAAGUAUCGGGGGAGACUCUCUAUGAGUAUUGGGAGCGCUACAAGAAGCUUUUAGCUAGAUGUCCACACCACCAAAUCAGGGAUCAACUUGUGAUUCAAUAUUUCUAUGAGGGGUUUCUUUCUAAUGAUAGAAAUUUGAUCGAUUCCACAAGUGGUGGUGCACUCACCAACAAAACCAUUGUUGAAGCUACAAGCUUGUUAGAAAACAUGGAUGCAAACACUCAACAAUUCUGCACUCGAGGUGAAUCAGUGGUAAGGAAAGUGAAUGAAGUUGGUGAUUCUUCACAUAUGGAACAGAGGAUGGGUAACAUGGAGAGGAUGAUGAAACAGAUAGCAGCUGCUGUCAUACCAUCAUCACACACCGAAGAUGUUGAGCAAGCAAGUGCUAUGUACCAAAAUCAACAAAGGCAGAGGUAUGAUCCGUACUCCAACACAUACAAUCCAGGUUGGCGUGAUCAUCCCAAUUUCAGAUACGCCAACAAGCAAGCUGCAGCAAAUCCUACUUUCACUCAACAAGGAGGGUAACAAUUCAUGCAAAGACCAUAAUAAGAAACUCAAGGUACAAGUGUGGAUGACAAGUUUACUCUUAUGAUGCAAAGUGUGCAAGAGAUUUCAAAGACAAUGAAAGGGUUUAACCAAUUCCAACAGAAAUCCGAGAUGGCUAUGAGAGAUGUGCAAAACUAAGUUAGUCAAUUUGCUAAUGAUAUGAAUCAACUCAAGGCACAAGCAGCUGGAAAACUUCCCUCACAACCAUUGAAUCCUAGGGAGACUGUCAAUGCUAUUGAGUUGCGAAGUGGGAAAUGAGUAGAGAAACCGGCAACAUCAGCGGAGUCCCAUGAACGUGAUUUAGAGGAAGAAGUGGACGAAGCAGUCCCUAAAAAGGAUGAUUCGGUAAUAAAUUCUAACUCUAAACCUCUUGUUUCUACUUAUGUUACUCCUCCACCUUUUCCUAGCAGGUUUGCAAAGUCAAAUAAGAAGACGUUGGACAAAGAGGUUUGGGAAAUCUUCAAGAAGAUCGAAGUGAACAUUCCAUUAAUUGAGGCGAUAAGGAAAGUUCUUCGUUAUGCAAAGUUCUUGAAGGAAUUGUGCACUAACAAACACAAAUUGACCGGUAAUGAGGUAAUGAGUGUGGGGGAGAGUGCUUCGGCAUAUCUUCAAAAGAAACUCCCACCUAAAUUGAAAGACCCCGACAGUUUUACUAUACCUUGCACAAUUGGUAAAACAAGGUUUACAGAAGCUUUGCUAUAUUUAAGAGCAUCUAUUAGUGUCAUGCCUGCCUCAAUUUAUGAAUCUUUAAAUCUUGGUCCUCUCAAAAAUACCAUCAUAGUUAUUCAACUUGCCGAUAGAUCAUGUCUACCCGAAAGGGGUUGUUGAAAAUUUUUUGGUGCAGGUCAAUGAGCUUAUAUUUCCCGUCGACUUCUAUGUUCUUGAUAUGAGUGAUGAAAACUCAUCCUCGUCUACACCUUUGCUGUUGGGUAGACCAUUUAUGAGAACCGCUAGAACGAAGAUAUAUGUAUUUGAAGGUACCUUGACAAUGGAAUUUGAUGGAGAGGUCGUUCGCUUCAACAUCUUUGAGGUGAUGAGAUACCCGAGUGAUGUGCACUCAUGUUUUGUUGUGGAGGAAACUGACGCUGGCUAAGAAUGCAAGUGAGAUGAAAGUCGGGAUGACGACUUUAAACCAAGCGCUAAGUGGGAGGCAACCCACCGGUUUUGUAUCUUUAUUUUUUAUUUUUUUUUAAGCAUUUUAUCUUUGUUUUUGCAUAUCAUUUGCGGAAUUUCCCACCUUGAGCUUUACUUUGAAUG